Molecule: messenger RNA, 1077 nt
Organism: Naegleria gruberi
Lineage: Eukaryota; Heterolobosea; Eutetramitea; Acrasida; Naegleriidae
Exons: 1
Molecular function (GO): serine-type endopeptidase inhibitor activity
Source: RefSeq, a predicted model, not a curated record
AAUUUGAUAAUUUCUCCUCUAUCAAUUUUUGUUGCAUUAUCGAUGGUUAUGUGUGGCGCCAAUGGUAAAACUCUUCUUGAGAUGAGUAAUGCACUUUCAUAUGGAGAUUCUGAUUUCUCUCAAGUGAAAGAUAAUCAAUUGAAGCAGUUUAUUGAUGGAAUUGUGGAACAUUUAUCUUAUUCUGAGAAUACAUUAUCAUUGGCCAAUAAUAUUUAUAUUUCCAAUAGUAUUGAAUUACAAGAUGCUUUUAAAAACACAAUGAAGGAAAUAUUCAAAGCAGAUUUGAAGCAGACAGAUUUCACUCAUUCAACUAAAGCUGCUAAUGAAAUUAAUGAAUGGGUUUCUGAAAAGACGGCUGAAAAAAUUAAGGAUCUCAUUAAUCCAUCAUCCAUUAAUGCAAGUACGAAAUUAAUUUUGGUGAAUGCCAUAACUUUCUUUGGAUCCUGGAAAAAUACAUUCGAUAUCAAACAAACAGAUGAAGAUGGAGAAUUUUACACAGUGAAUGGAGUGGUUAAGAGUGUGCCACUCAUGAAAAAACGAUUUGUAAAAUUGCCAUACGGAGAAGAUGAUUCUUACAAAUGGGUCACAUUAGAAUAUUCAGAAUAUAAUUUUGCAAUGAAAUUGUUUCUUCCCAAGACACCAAACACAAAAGUUUCUGAUAAGGUAGAAUCAAAAUUUGAUGAGUGGAUUACUAAGAAACUAUCUCAAAGAUCGAAUCUAUCCAAAUUUCCAACGAGUGAGAAAAAACUCGAAUCGUUCAUUCUUCCAAGAUUUGAGGCUGAAUAUUCAUCCUCACUAAAUGAAAUUCUUCAAAAGGCUCCCUUUUCGAUGACAUCUGCAUUCUCAGCAGGUGCUGAUUUCAGUCAAAUGGACAAGAAUAAUUCUGUAAUGAUUGAUAAGGUUUUUCACAAAGCUGUCAUUAAGGUUAAUGAGGAAGGUACAGAGGCUGCAGCUGCCACUUAUGUGAGUAUGAGAGCGAAAUCUAAAAAGGUAAAGAAAGAGGUUGUUUAUUCAUUUAAAGCUGACCAACCUUUCUUUUAUAUGAUUACAUAUAAGGAUCACAUCUUAUUCCUUGGC